Misgurnus anguillicaudatus (oriental weatherfish) is the source of this 444-nucleotide messenger RNA. Lineage: Eukaryota; Metazoa; Chordata; Actinopteri; Cypriniformes; Cobitidae. The record is from RefSeq and is a predicted model, not a curated record.
AUGGGAGGUGGCGAGAGAUACAACAUUCCAGAUCGUCCAGCGCCCAAAAAGAGCCACCAGAUUGGCCGGGGGAAGCAGAGAAGCCGAGACCAGAAUGGGGUGAUGCAUUCUGCCGCCUCAGGAGCCUUAGGGGUGCCUCUUCACCGCAGGGUUGAGAAGGGCACCAACUAUUCAUGGUCUCCUGAGACUGUAGACAAGAAGAAUGCCUCAGUUCGUUUUGUCACACAAUUUGAUCAGAAUUGGGAGGGUACUAUGUCUCAUUUGAACAAACUGUUGUCAGCUCAGUGUGGUCAGAACUACGCUGGAGCCAAGUUUAGUGAACCACCAUCCCCAAGUGUGCUACCUAAGCCCCCGAGCCACUGGGUGUCUCUUCCUAUGGGUCCUUGCGAUCACCGUGAGAAAAUGACCUUUCAGUUGAAGAGCCUCCUGAAGGUUCAGGCCUAA